UAUAAGGAAUACUUUCACGAUUCUUUUUCUCGUCUUAAAACUACUUUGCAGGCUAAUGUCCCAUCUAAACGCAAAUAAGUAUCCGUGUGAGGUACAGAGUUAACUUUAGAAUGUUGCUAAUGCCAAAAACACCAACUUGAACCACCCAGCUUCGUCAAAAGGAUUUCCUAUAAAUACACAGCUGAACACGAUCUCUGGUUUAUUUCAACUCAUCGGUCAGUUGAAUCGACACCAAAGUCAAAGACACCAUGGAAGUUUGUCUGCUUCUCUUACUAUUGUUGCCGCUAAGCAUCUUCACAACAGCUGUGAAGGAGAACAAGAUAGGUGGAAGCUGCUCUUCAGACUCAUGUGGGGCCAACGCUGAGUGCUCAGCACCUACCGAUGGCAAAUGUAGAUGUAAAGAAGGAUUCACUGGCAGAGAUGGCGCGGCAGCUUGCAGUGGUAUUCCUGCAAAUAUGGUUGGUGGCCAAUGCACCGCAGGUUCAUGUGAGGGUAACAAUGUUGAAUGUCCGGCCAGUGGAAGCAAAUUCUGCAAAUGUAAAGAUGGAUUCACUGGUACUAUUGGAGCUACUGGAUGUGACAGUCUGCCGGGUAGUGAUGGAAACGGUGAACCUGGCCUCCCUGGUUUGCCAGGACCAGAGGGUCCAGAAGGUUCCCCAGGUAUCGCCGGUGUCCCAGGUAUUGAUGGAGGACCAGGUGGUGUUGAUGCGAAUACGGUUGGUGGCCCAUGCACCGCAGGUACAUGUCAUGGUAACAAUGUUGAAUGUCUGGACAAUGUUGAAUGUGGAAACAAGUUCUGCAAAUGUAAAGAUGGAUUCACCGGUACUAUUGGAGCUGCUGGAUGUGACACUGUGAUGGCGGACAGGAUCGGUGGUAAGUGCACCUCUACAUCUUCGUGUGGAGCCAACGCCGUGUGUUCAGCAAGUGCUGAUGGUGUCUGCAAAUGUCAAGAAGGUUUCAGCGGCAAAGAUGGCGAUGCCACGUGCACUGUCAUGGCGAACAGAAUCGGCGGCAGCUGUGUCACAUCUUCAUGUGGAGCCAAUGCUGAGUGUUCUUCUUCGGGUGUCUGUACCUGUGUCAACGGCUUCACCGGCCAAGCUGGCGACAUAGCUUGCUGUCAAAGUGGAGGUGCUGCCCAUUCUGUUGCCCCCUGGUUUCUUGCGUCCAUCACGUCUAUAAUAGCCUGCAUGCUUUAAAACCAGAUUGGUUCUUUGAGGCACAUGAAAUAGUUUAAACUGAAAGUUUUCCCUUCUGUCAAAGUGUUUUUUUUUAAAAAUGAAAUUAAACUAAAAAUGCAAAACCUAGAAUGCAAAAUACAAGAGAUUGAAGGAAACAAAACAGAAAUCAUAGCACACUAAUUCAUCGGAUGUGUAAGAGAUUCAAACUAUCGAGUAUUGUGGCGUGUGUAUAUCACACAAUAAACUAUAAUAAACCAAGGGUUAAAUUUGUCAGACAUUAUCGUCUCUGGAUACAAUAAUUGCUUGUGUGCUUGACAUUGUAACUAUCGGACACUUCAGUUUUGCAAUGUACAGACAGAUAUUGUAACUGUAUUUCUUUGUGAUCUUAAAU
Pomacea canaliculata is the source of this 1569-nucleotide messenger RNA. RefSeq names its product collagen alpha-5(IV) chain-like. The record is from RefSeq and is a predicted model, not a curated record. The transcript has 8 exons. The coding region runs from base 249 to 1196 and encodes 315 amino acids. Lineage: Eukaryota; Metazoa; Mollusca; Gastropoda; Architaenioglossa; Ampullariidae.